AUGUUGUACUUUCAGUUGGUGAUCAUGGCUGGGACCGUUAUGCUGGCCUAUUACUUUGAGUACACCGACACCUUCAGCGUGCACGUGCAGGGAUUCUUUUGCUACGACACCACCUACACCAAACCCUACCUUGGACCGGAGGACCACAGCGCCAUCCCUCCCAUCCUGCUGUACGCCGUAGUCGCCGUGCUGCCAACGCUGCUGAUCACAGUCACGGAGACGGUGCUGUUCCUGGUCCAGUAUACGUCUAAAGAGUUUGACAAUUCAGAGAAGACCGUGGCCACGGGAGACUGCUGCUAUCUCAACCCGCUGGUGCGCAGGACCUUUCGUUUCCUCGGAGUUUACACUUUUGGACUCUUCACCGUUGACAUCUUUGUCAACGCCGGCCAGGUGGUGACGGGAAAUCUGGCCCCCUAUUUCAUGACCAUCUGCAAACCCAACUACACAGCGCUGGGUUGCCAUCAGGCGCUCCGAUACAUCAGCCAGCAGGAGGCCUGCACGGGAAACCAGAACGACAUCCUGCACGCCCGCAAGACCUUCCCGUCCAAGGAGGCUGCUCUCAGCAUAUAUGCUGCACUCUACCUGGCUAUGUACGUGACGUGCACAGUCCAGGUGAAAGGGAGUCGUCUUGCCAAGCCGGUGCUGUCCCUGGCGCUCGUGUGUCUGGCCUUCCUCACGGGACUCAACCGCAUCGCGGAAUACCGCAACCACUGGUCGGACGUCAUUGCCGGUUUCAUGAUCGGCACGGCCAUUGCCACCUUCUUGGUGGUGUGCGUGGUCCAUUUUUUUAAAGGGAAGUUGCUUUUGAAUGACGACACCCCGAUGGAACUGCACAUGAACGCGACAAUGCUGGGCAUGGGCCAAGUAGAAAGCACUCUGAAGAAGUACAUCGCCUCACAGAAUCACAUCGCUUUUGCUGAGGUCACAUGACACGGAGUCAGCGGCGAAGCAGAUGCACAGGACGUCCCCGUUUCUCACAAUCCUGUCCAGUUCGCCCAAGUGCAGCUCUAAUCCUGUUCUCCUCUACGUCUGUGUUUUGUAAAAUUUUAUUUAUCUAUUUUUUUUUAAAUCAGUCCAUUAUUAUGUCCAGCUUUAAUCGAAUGAAGAAAAUGGACAUUUAACUGAGCGGCGAGGUCUUAAUCUAUGCAUUAAAAACUGUAAAACUGUAUACGUCGAUAACAGACCCUCACAUCCUGAGCGUAGGUGGGUGAAAUAUAUUCUCGAGACGGAAUUGAAUUGCCAGUGGGUACUUAUGCGUCAUCGAUGUACGAGGCGGUUUACCUUCUUUCCAUGGCAACAUUGCAAUCGUCAU
Messenger RNA from Syngnathoides biaculeatus (alligator pipefish), 1312 nucleotides. It is a transcript of the gene plppr5b, whose product is annotated as phospholipid phosphatase related 5b. Gene Ontology annotation, biological process: signal transduction; phospholipid metabolic process; phospholipid dephosphorylation. Lineage: Eukaryota; Metazoa; Chordata; Actinopteri; Syngnathiformes; Syngnathidae. The coding region runs from base 1 to 930 and encodes 309 amino acids. The transcript has 6 exons. The record is from RefSeq and is a predicted model, not a curated record. Gene Ontology annotation, molecular function: phosphatidate phosphatase activity.